Anopheles moucheti is the source of this 1400-nucleotide messenger RNA. RefSeq names its product phospholipid phosphatase 5. NCBI's taxonomy places the organism in Eukaryota, Metazoa, Arthropoda, Insecta, Diptera, Culicidae. The transcript is spliced from 3 exons. The record is from RefSeq and is a predicted model, not a curated record. Bases 171 to 1169 code for a protein of 332 amino acids. Gene Ontology annotation, biological process: phospholipid metabolic process. Gene Ontology annotation, molecular function: phosphatidate phosphatase activity.
UCAGCUGUUGAAUGACGGUGGUUACCCCCACCCAAACUGCAAGACGACAUUGAAAAAUUCCAUAGCCAGCUGGUGCUUCACGCGCUGUGCUCAAACUUCGGUUCCACCGCAGUAAAGUUGGUCGUGCGGGAAGGAUCGUACAGUCCGGUUCCGCCAUUACCCGGCACCGAAUGGCAUCGAAAGGUAUGGCGGCGUCCGCGUACGCAUGCGGCGGAGCAGCGUCACCAGUUGGACAGAAAAAACUUCCACGUGCACCGGAAUACAACCUGCCACUGGAGACGAUUGUGCGGAUCGCGCUGACGUGUAUUUACAUCGCACUCGAGUUUAAAGCCCCAUUCGUUCGGAAGAUCCAGGCGGAAGAGUUAUGGCUGUACCGGAAUCCGCGGACCGAUAGCUACGUGCCACUGACCAUGCUGUGGCCCAUCGUGCUCGGUGUGCCGGGGCUGGUCUUUACGCUGCACUAUCUCAAGUCGCGGGAUCGGCAGGAACUUCGCUGCACCGUGCUUGCGUUUACGCUCGGCCUCGGCCUGAACGGUGUGCUAACGAACACUAUCAAGAUUGCGGUCGGUCGACCAAGGCCCGACUUCUUCUGGCGCUGUUUUCCGGAUGGUGUGCUGAACGAACAACUGCACUGCACCGGAACGGAUGUGCGGGCAUUGAUGGAUGGACGCAAGAGCUUCCCUUCCGGACAUUCCUCCUUUGCCUUCGUUGGUCUUGGAUUCCUUAGCUGGUACCUCAUCGGGAAGCUGCACCUGAUGAACGAUCGUGGCCGUGGCCGAUCCGUGCGCGUGAUAGCGUCCGGUUUGCCACUGUUUGCUGCGACGAUGAUUGCGAUCAGCCGUACGUGCGACUAUCAUCACCACUGGCAGGAUGUGACGGUGGGUUCACUGAUCGGGAUCUGCCUGUCCUAUCUCUGCUAUCGCCAGUAUUAUCCAGCAUUUACCGAUCGCAACUGUCACCUGCCGUAUCAGCAAGAAUGCGCAUCGGUGUCCACGAUGCUGAACAGCCCGAAUCGGGUGAAACGGCCACCGCAACCCGGAACACCACCGUCAUCGCCGCUGGUCACAAAUUACGACAUCCGAGCCGAGGGCGAACAGGAAGAUUCCGAUACAGAGACUAGACGAUUGCUUUCGUCACCCACCGACCAAAAGGAAGCAAAAUGGAUUUAAACGCUACGAUUCAUCGAAAUUCCUACCAUUUACAAUAUGUACUGUAGAAUCCAAUUCUACACCAGCAUUCACCCGAGGGGUGAACGAAUUUAUUGGAAGCUGUUUUUGUUCUUUUAAACCAAACUAAUCCAUACCUCAAAGUACUCGAAGGCUACGUUCUGCUACUCGUCCGCUACGGCACAACGCAUCGUCACCAGCCCAUCACCCAGCCCACACUCGAUUACGUCCCCG